AUGAAUCAUCGCCCGGUGUCGACUGUCGGAAAAUCGACGAACAUUGCGUGGCACGAAUGCCCGGUUGGGCGGCUCGAUCGGCAGAAGCUACUUGGGCAGAAAGGAUGCGUCAUAUGGAUCACAGGUCUCAGUGGUUCAGGUCAGCAAUGAACACCGAAUCGUCUUUCAUCUUCCGCUACUGCAUCUACAUUCUCCGUGCUCGUCUUGAGAUCACUACCCAGGGGCCUUCCGCACACUCGACUAAUUUCUCAGCCGCUCGUAAUCGUUCUUCACCCCCUCUCGACUGCUUUUUUGGAAGAUUUUCCCCCUGUAAUCUUCCUUCCCUUCAUGUUAUUCUUCCGCAGGUAAAAGCACGCUGGCCUGCGCUCUAAGCCGAGAGCUGUACUCCAGAGGAUGUCUAUCUUAUGUUCUCGAUGGAGAUAAUGUCAGACAUGGGCUGAACAAAGACCUUAGCUUCAAACCAGAAGACCGGGCAGAAAAUAUCCGCAGGAUCGGUAAGUGCUUGGCUGACAUGAACUUUGACCAAUCUAUGAGGAACACCACGACCUGGUUUAUCGUCUUUAUAUAGUAAUUCUGUGCUCUUUGCUCAGUUCAUGCUAUAGAUAUUAAGGCUACCGGCGGGCUGAGCUCCAGGACUUACCAGAGGAAAGCCCGCCGCCACCUGUAGCUGAGAUAGAUAUGAUGGAUAGAUGUUCCGAGGGCUUUGAGGACAGAGAAAGAAAGCCUGGAAUAUGGGCUCUGGGCUGCACCUUUAUGAGGCCAGGGCCCUUCUACAUGAACUUAAUUUAUCUUGGAGGGAGGAGAGGGAGAGGGAGAGGGAGAGGGGAGAGAGAGAGAGAGAGAGAGAGAGAGAGCAGGAAUGAUGUUCCCAGGGCUUGGAAAAAAGCCUGGAAAAUGGGCUCUGGACUGCACCUUUAUGAGCCCAGGGUCAUCUACAUGAACUUAUCUUAGAGGGAGAGAGGGGGAGAGAGAGAGAGAGCAGGAAUGAUGGGCUGCCCGGAAAGGGACUGGAACGGGUUUUCUUAUCACCUUGAAUUAAUAUGAUGUGAACAAAUUAAUGAAGGUAAGCAAUUCAAUGGCUGGAACUGAUGAGUUAUUCCUAAUUUUCUGCCCCAUCUCGCCCCAGGAGAAGUGGCAAAGCUCUUUGCAGAUGCUGGUAUUAUCUGCAUUGCUAGCUUGAUUUCUCCUUACAGAAGGGACCGAGAUGCUUGCCGCGCCCUGCUGCCCGAGGAUACCUUUAUUGAGGUCAUUGCUUCUGUCAACCUCUCUCAUAGUAGAUGAACCCAUAUGAGCGUCAUUUUUUCAAUUAUUUAUAGAUCAUAAAUUGUUCUUAUUUCUAUUUUUCCACCGCCUAUUUUUAUGCAUUUCUUGAGAUUUUUCACGUGUAAAUUAUCUUAUUUUUUAUCCAUACUGAUACGCUAAGAAAGUAUAAAUUAUCCCUGGUUUCUCCUUAUAUAUAUAUAUAGUUUUUUCAAAUUUUUCAUGAAGAAAUGGGCCUUUUUAUAAAAAAAAUCCAUCCCAGGUUUUUAUGAACAUGCCACUGGAAGUGUGUGAAGCCAGAGAUGUAAAGGGCCUCUACAAGCUCGCACGUGCGGGGAAGAUCAAAGGUAAAAAAUAGUAAUUAUGCUGGUUUAUUUAAGCAGAUGAAUUCCUGCGAUCUAGUGACUGUAAAUUUCUCAUACUUACUCAUUCAUAACCCGUUAGAAGCAGAUAAAAAGCACCAAAAUGGGAAUGAGAUCCUUUUUUUUUCCUGAUUAUAUAUUCUGAAUUGAAUUUUAAAAAAACGGGUUCAUCGUUACCGAAUUUGGAAAAAAAAAAAGAGCUUGGUCGUGUUGAAGCUGUGGAAGGUUAUUUAGAAAAUCAGUAAAGAGAGGUGAUGUGAUAGUGGGUCUGUGUUCAUUUUUGCUAAUUGUAGAAAAAAAUUCUCCAGGGUUUACGGGGAUAGAUGACCCAUACGAGCCGCCCUCCAACUGUGAGGUGAGUAAAUCUGUUCUUUACUCUCCUACUGUUGAUCUCCCUUCUGUGCAUUUGAGAGAGAGAAAGAGAGAUCUAGAUAGAUAGAUAGAGAGAGAGAGAGAGAGAGAGAGAGAGAGAGAGAGAGAGGUGAAGUAUAAGAAUGUGGCCAGACUAGAGAUCUACACCUAACCCGAUAAAAAUUGUUCCGUCCUCUCAUCUAAUUCUCUCUCUCUCUUUCUCUCUCUUUCUCUCUCUCUCUCGCGCGCGCGCGCUCCAUUUUCUCUCUCAUCCUCCUCCAGAUAUUAAUACAACAGAAGGACGGGCUUUGCCCCUCACCCGCAGCCAUGGCUGACCAAGUCAUCCUCUACCUGGACCGGAAUGGGUUCCUACAGGGAUAG
Spirodela intermedia is the source of this 2354-nucleotide messenger RNA. NCBI's taxonomy places the organism in Eukaryota, Viridiplantae, Streptophyta, Magnoliopsida, Alismatales, Araceae. The record is from the annotation of a GenBank genome assembly.